AUGCAAAUGUCACUAAUUUGUCAGGUUGACUUGGUUAUUGUUCAGAAUGUGUUAUAUCAAUAGAUUGACCAUCUAAAGUGGUAUUACUUUCUUUUUUUGUCUAAGUCAUUUCAUUAUAUCGCACACGCUAAUUUAAUCUUCUAUUUUCUCUUUGAAUGAGAAUUAUGAUUGCGAUUACCAAUAAGACAAUUAUAAUAAAAACUCCAAUAAAGACAUAAAUAGCAGAGGAUUUAGUAUGAUGAGUUGUUUAUCUUGUAGUAUUUGUUGA
This is a messenger RNA of Paramecium sonneborni, 268 nucleotides long. The record is from the annotation of a GenBank genome assembly. Lineage: Eukaryota; Ciliophora; Oligohymenophorea; Peniculida; Parameciidae.